AUGCCUCGGCUGUCCAAGAUCCUCCAAUCGGCCCUUGUCGCCGUCACCGCCGCCACUUCGACUGUGACGGCGGUGACCACAGAGGGCGGCUUUGCCAGCGGCCGCAACCGCCUCGCGCCGCCCGCCUCCGAUGCCGCGUCGGGUCGCUACAUCGUCGAGCUCGAGAAGUCGACGGGCCCCAACGCGCGCCAGGAGGACUCUUCCGCCGCCGACUCCCUCGUCGGGCAGAUCUCGUCCCUCGGCUACGAGGCCACGGUCAAGGAAGACUUCACCGCCAUCUCGGGCCGCUUCAGGGGCGUCUCGGUCGAGAUCGCCAACAGCAACAACGUCACCUCAAAUAACAGCGGCAACUCGUCUGGGGUCGUUGACGAGAUCAAGAGCAUCCCGGGCGUUGCCGACGCCUGGCCGGUGCAGCCCAUCGCGCUCGACGUCUCGUUCGAGGAGACGACGGACUCGCAGAGGUGGAACCCGCACAUCGCCACGCGCGUCAGCGAGCUGCACGACCGCGGCCUCACCGGCGCGGGCCAGCGCGUCUGCGUGGUCGACAGCGGCGUUGACGUCGACCACCCGGCGCUGCUCGGCAAGGUGGCCGGCGGCCGGAACCUUGUCGACGGAGACGGCUCUUCUUCUUCCUCGGCCGCCACCCUCACGGACUGCGCCGGCCACGGCACGUUCGUCUCCUCCGUCAUCGCCGCCGCGCAUAAGGACUUCGCCGGCGUGGCCCCCGACGCGGAGAUCUACAUGUACAAGGUGUUUGGGUGCAGCGACGCGACGUCCAACGACCUGGUGCUGAAGGGCAUGCUCGCCGCCGACUCGGACGACUGCGACAUCAUCUCCGUGUCCAUCGGCAGCAACACGGGCUACGCCGACUCCGUGCUGUCCCGCGUGGCGAGCGAGAUCGCGCAGGACAGGCUCAUCGUCAUCGCGGCGGGCAACUCGGGCGAGAUGGGGCCGUACUUUGCCAGUUCCCCGGCCGCCGGCCGCGGCGUCGUCUCCGUCGGCUCCGUCGAAGCGUCACAGACGAUGGGCUGGCCCGCGACUCUCGUCUCCUCGGGCGGACAUUCCCUCAACAUCUCGUACGUCACGUAUGACGGGGCGAAGUUCAACCAGACCGUCCACGUCCCCAUCGUCCUCGACGCCGGCGACUCGUGCAACAUCGCCGGCUCCGGCUCCGAGACCACGGCCGUCCUGGCAAAGCGCGGCGUCUGCGAUUCGUUCCAGUCCUUCAGGUCGAUUGCCAACGCCGGUUUCGGGUACGGAAUCCUCUUCGACUCCUACAACCAGGGCGCCUACUACUUCGACGACGUCGCCGCCUCGUCCGACACCCUCCAGCUCAUGGCCGUAACGACGGCGUCGGUGGGAGAAUGGGCGUCCGCCCAGGUCGCCAAGAACUACACUCUCCACCUCAAGAUCGAGAGCGACGCCCAGCCCGCCGCCUUCGCCGCCGAGGUGCCCAGCGCAGGACAGGUCUCGAGCUACACCUCAUGGGGCCCGACGUACGAGAACGGCUUCUCGCCCAUCGUCUCGGCCCCCGGCGGCAUCGUCUACGGCGCGUUCCCCGACGGCCGGUUCGCUAUCUCCUCGGGGACUUCAUUCGCCACGCCGUACAUCUCGGGCGUCGCCGCGCUGUGGUUCGCGCACGCGAAGAAGGACCGCGCCGAGUUCGUCAGGAGACUCACGUCCACCGCCCUCGCCCUCCCUGCUUUCGACAUCACGGACGGUAAAGUCGUCGGCGGCGGGUUAGCGGCGUCUCUCGCGCAGCAGGGCGCCGGUCUCGUUGAUGCGGCUAAGUUGUUCGACUACACCACCGUCCUCCUCUCGGAACCGACUCUCUCGUUGAACGACACCGACAACCGCGUGAGCACGCAUACGAUUCGCAUCCAGAACACCGGGUCGGAGGAGAUCACAUACAACAUCUCGCACGUCGCCGCCUCUACCAUCUCUUCCAGGAACAGCAUCUGGUACCCAAACACAUACUACCCGCCUCUGCUCUCGGCCGCUGGCUCCUUGUCUGAGGCCAAGACCGUCACCGUUGCUGCUGGUGCUACUUCGGACAUCGAGGUCACCUUAUCUGCUCCCGAUGUCACUGCCGAGAGCGGUGCUCUCUGGAGUGGCAAGAUCCUGCUCGCGGGCUCCAACGACGAGCUCCUGACGGUGCCUUACAUCGGCAUCGAGGCCUCGACCUACAACUGGACUCCCUUGCACCACAGCCCGGAAUCCUACCGCUACGACCAGACCGACGGAAGCCUGUACCCGAUCGACUACCAAGGUCUAGCUUACCGUCCCGCCGAAUUCGACUCGCCCGAGGUCUACUUCGCCUUCCGGUACGGCACGUACGAGUUCUCGGUCGACCUCGUCGGCGUCGACUGGAAGACGGAGCAGUUCUCCUACCCGCCGCAACACUCUUCCGGCCCCCGGGCAUGGUACGGGUCCGUUCGGUUCCAGGGAUACGAGGGCGGCGGCUACAUGGACUUCCCUAUGCGCGAGGUCGUCCGCUUCAACCUCGGCGCCUACACCACCUUUCGAUCCUUCGCCAACGGCACCGACAUCCCGUCGGGCCGCUACCGCAUCUUCACGCGCGCCCUCCGCAUCUUUGGCGACGCGGCGAACCCGGCCGACUGGCAGCUCUUCCUCUCGGACCCCUUUUCCAUCCAGCUGGGCGACGAUCCCAUCCCCGGACAGAAUACGACGUGGACUUCGAGUGUCCCGGCGUCAACAUCCGCGGCAACGACAACGAUGACGACUGCGGCUGCUCCUACGACCACCUCGGUCGCCACGACUACGGCCCCGAUCUCCGUCCCUGGCAGUACCACGACGCUCUCAGCAACUGCUACGCCCACCGGCCUCGCUGACGCCUUCACCUCUCUCAAGCUUCAACGCCUGCAGGAGGACGCGCCCUUCAUCAUCGACCCAGCCGCCUGGAUGGAGCUCCACGUCCAGAUCUCCCUCCCGUCCCCCGUCCCCGCCGACUCAGUCAUCUCCUUCGCCGUGCCCCCCGAGAUCACCGACAUCGCUCAGGACGUCCAGCUCUCCGCCUCGGGCGCCCAGGCCGGCCACGCCUCCUUCGACCCGGAGACCCGGCUAUACACCAUCGAGCUGGCCGAGUGGACGACCUGGCACAAGAACAUGGUCGGCAACUUCUUCGUCAUGUGCCGUUUCACGCCCGAGUUCGCGGCCUCGAUGAGGCAGGGCACGUACGUCGUGCAGUUCCCGACAGUCGGCAGGGUCCACGAGGCCAGCACCUACUAUACCGCCGUCGACCGCUCCGCCGUCUACGAGCGGCUGUCCAUCGCGCCCUUUGACGGGACGUCGCUGUACACUGCCGAGGUGGAGGUGCCCUCGUCCCUGGGGCCCUGGGACUUCGUCCGUCUCACCACCUCCCACGCGGCCAACUCGGACGGCUUCGUCUGCGCCAACUCGAGCGUGGUCGUCGGCACCGCGCUGGACGCCGAGAACCGCAUCACGGCAUCCACGGACGUGACGGCGUCCGCGACGGAGGUGUGCAACGUGAAGAACUUCCGGGCCGUGUACAACGAGACCCUGGCCGGCGACGAGGUCCUCCGCUUCACGGUGUCCAGCAUCCAGGGCGACCGGGACAUGUGGACGCUGAGCGUUGCGUACCUGCUCGACGUCCAGCUCUCGAACGGGACCAUGGUGCUGUACGACCAGCGGACGCUGGCCUUUGAGAAGAACCCGCGCCUGAGGACCUGGGGGUUCAACGCGUUCGAGGGGGAGAGGGCGUGA
Molecule: messenger RNA, 3744 nt
Organism: Colletotrichum higginsianum IMI 349063
Lineage: Eukaryota; Fungi; Ascomycota; Sordariomycetes; Glomerellales; Glomerellaceae
Product: Alkaline elastase YaB
Exons: 1
Coding region: 1-3744 (1247 amino acids)
Biological process (GO): proteolysis
Cellular component (GO): cell wall; membrane; cytosol
Molecular function (GO): tripeptidyl-peptidase activity; serine-type endopeptidase activity
Source: RefSeq, a predicted model, not a curated record